Molecule: messenger RNA, 3767 nt
Organism: Branchiostoma belcheri (Belcher's lancelet)
Lineage: Eukaryota; Metazoa; Chordata; Leptocardii; Amphioxiformes; Branchiostomatidae
Product: solute carrier family 12 member 9-like
Exons: 19
Coding region: 332-3133 (933 amino acids)
Biological process (GO): potassium ion import across plasma membrane; potassium ion homeostasis; chloride ion homeostasis
Cellular component (GO): membrane
Molecular function (GO): potassium:chloride symporter activity
Source: RefSeq, a predicted model, not a curated record
CCGCGAAACUGGUAAAAACAUACAAGGUACUUAAGUAUUAUAAUGGGUUCAUUCACAUUAACUAAUCACAGCAAGGCAUCUCGGUACCAUGCCGUUUUGACGAGUUGAAUCAUGCGGUAAUAUUUGCAUUUGCGCGCCGAUACUGCUUCGAAUGUGCGGCUGUUCAAAAAAUUCACUCAUCUUACGGUCGAAUCGACUCUGUGCCGAAUCGCGCGCUAGUUUCUGUCCCGCCGGGUCAAGUCAGGUGCAGGUCAUGUGGUUGUUUCCAGUCCGGUUCGGUUCCUUGCAAGACGAAGACGUCUUUCCUUCUCCAAAUUAGACCCUUCCCCGAAUGACUGCCGUCUUUAGGUUGUUCUCAAGCGUCAAGCACCAUGACUCAAGACAUCUGAAGAAGUCUAACAAGACAGAGAUGGCGGAACUCGAAGGAAACGCCGCUCCUAACGAGCGGACGCCGCUCGUGAACUACCGCCUCUCGCGGAGUCUGAGCUCCCCCGGGACCGCUUCUUUCGACAAAGAGCCGGCGCAACAAGAACCCGGCUCAAGGAAGCUGUCCACUUUCUUAGGCGUGGUGGUCCCCUGCACCCUGUCUAUGUUCAGUGUCAUUCUUUUUCUCCGUAUGGGUUUCUUAAUUGGUCAGGCAGGACUCCUAGUGGGCAUAGCUCAGUUCUUCCUGGCAUACUGUAUCAUCGGUCUGACUAUCCUGUCUGUCUGUGCCAUCUCUACCAAUGGAGCCAUCGAGGGGGGAGGGGCAUACUUCAUGAUCAGCCGUACGUUAGGCCCAGAGUUUGGAGGCAGUGUUGGGGUUCUGUUCUACUUUGCCAACAUUUUCUCCUCUGCCCUGUACACACUGGGUCUGGUGGAGGCUCUGCUGGGGAACUUUGGUGUGGAAGAUGGUUCCCUGGCCCAGUCCCUGCCGGCGGGUCGGUGGUGGUCCUUCCUGUACGGCACACUGUUCCUGCUUUUCAACCUGGUGGUAUGUCUGGUCGGGGCACAGAUGUUCGCACGGACGUCACUCGUCAUCUUCUGUGUCGUGCAGGUUGCCAUUGUGAGUGUGUUCAUCAGUUUUGGGGUGGAGAACAAACCCAUGAACAUCAGCCUCAUACACCACAUACCAGAUCACGGGAGCAAUGAUACCAUCACCCAGGCCCUAUACACCGGAUUCAACGUGGAGACAGCCAGGCAAAACCUCUGGCCGGAGUUUGGGACAGACUACAGCACGGGCACCAUCAUGAACUUUGCCACAGUGUUUGCCAUCAUGUUUAACGGCUGUACAGGCAUCAUGGCUGGAGCCAACAUGUCAGGUGAUCUGAAAAACCCCAGCAGAUCCAUCCCUAUCGGCACCAUCGCUGCAGUGCUGGCUACCUUCGUGGUGUACCUGCUGCUCUGUAUAUUUGUGGCCUUCACAUGCCAAAGAGAGCUGCUGCAGAAUAACUACAUGGUUCUACAGUAUAUCAACAUGUGGGCACCCUUACCUGUGAUAGGUCUGUACUCAGCCACUCUGUCUGCUGCUCUCAGCUGUCUCAUCGGUGCUUCCAGGAUCCUGGAGGCCUUGUCUAGGGACAAGCUCUUCGGAGGUGUCCUUCGUCUGCUGACCAUCACCAAUCGCAGUGGGAAUCCAUACGUGGCUGUGUUUGUCUCCUGGUUCCUGGUGCAGCUGAUCCUGUUGAUACAGCAGGUGAAUGCCCUGGCCCCCAUCGUGUCUCUCCUCUUCAUCCUGUGUUACGCUGCCGUGAACAUCGCCUGUCUGGCACUGGAGUGGGCAUCCGCUCCCAACUUCAGACCAAUGUUUAAGUACUUCACCUGGCACACCUGUCUGCUGGGAGCCGUCAGCUGUCUGGUGAUGAUGUUCCUGAUCGACCCGAUGUACGCGGCCAUCGCUAUCGCCUGCGUGGCGGUCCUCGUCCUGGUGAUCCACUACAUGUCACCUGACUCCUCCUGGGGCUCCAUCACACAGGCCCUCAUCUUCCACCAGGUCCGUAAGUACCUGCUCCUGCUGGACAUCAGAAAGGACCACAUCAAGUACUGGCGGCCGCAGAUGCUGCUGCUGGUCAACAACCCACGAUCCUGCUGCCAGAUCAUCUCCUUCACCAAUGACCUGAAGAAGGGUGGGCUGUUUGUGGUGGGUCAUGUGGAGGUCGGCAGUCUGUGUGAGCAGCCGUACGACCCCAUGCAGCGCCAGACAACCUUCUGGAUGGACCUGGUCGACAACCUAAAGGUGAAAGCGUUUGUGGAGCUGACCCUGUGCCCCACAGUGCAGCUGGGAGUGGAAAACCUGAUGAGAAUAUCAGGACUGGGAGGCAUGAAACCAAACACUGUCAUGAUGGGUUUCUAUGACAACUGUGCUCAGGAGGACACCUUCGUGUCGAUGGAGGUCUUUAAGGAGCCGAAGGAGAGGCGGGUACAGUUUGCUGACGAGGAGUACGGCAAGAUGGGGGAGGCAUUUCCUCCACUGAGAAAGUUGCAGGAUGAGAAAGUGCUGAACCUGUCGGAGUACGUGGCCAUCAUCAGUGAUGCCAUCAAACUCACCAAGAACGUCUGCCUGCUGAGGUACUUCCACCAGAUGGAUCGUGCUGACCUGUUCUCCUGGAAGCAGACCAAGUACAUCGAUGUCUGGCCUGUCAACAUGAUGAAACCGGAGAUGGCCAGCUACUUUGACGUGACGUGUUUCUUCCUGCUGCAGCUGGCCUGUAUUCUCAACAUGGUGCCGCAUUGGAGAAAGGUGACGCGUCUGCGUGUAUUCCUGUGUGUGGAGGGAGGGGAUAACAACGAGCCAGGCACCAGACGGAGAGAGGCCAAGCUUAAAGAACUUCUCACACAGCUUCGCAUUCAGGCCGACAUCAACAUCAUCAACUGGGAACAUGUCAUCUGUCUGCGGGGCCAUCCGGAGGGAGCCGCCCUCACGGACGAGGCGCCUGUUGCCAUGGCGAUUACAGAGGAGUACCUACGCGCGAUGAACGAGCUCAUCAAGCAGCAGUCCCAGAACACGGCCGUCAACUUCCUCUACCUGACCCGCCCACCGGUCGACACCAGUCGCUACCCAGAAUACCUUAGCAGAUAUGACCUUUUGACCCAUGACCUCCCUCCCACGGUUCUUGUCCAUGGGCUGAGUGCAGUGACCAGUACUGACCUGUGAUGACCUCUUGCCUAUGACUUUCUUGCCCACAACCAUCUUUCUUCUUUUUUUGUUUUUUUUUUGUUCACAGACUUAAACAGUACUGACCAUAGAUGAUCCUAUAAAUUAUGACAGGCUAUCAAAUCAGCAGUUGGAAAAAUGAAAACUCUGUUUAGACCCUAAAUUCCUUUUAUUUUCAACUUAAUGCUCACAACCUUUUCUGGUGGUUCCUCCCUUUCUCCUUUUCUAAUAUCUUUUCCAUCUCACAUACAUGUAUGUAUUGGGGAUUUCCUCAACAUAUAAUAGUCUUGUGACUUAUUCUAAUCUGUAAGGAAAACCACAAUUUCUCCAACUGCUCUCCUCACAAAUGAAAUGUAAUCCUAAGGACUUGUAGGACACUUUUCAAGGUCAUUUAGUAUUUUCAAGUUCGUCUAGGGACCUAGUGGUGCUGUUACUAUAAUUGUAGUUUUCUUCUAUUCAGUGAAUCAGUCACUUUGUAACUUACAAGCCACUUUAAUAUCUCUUUACAAUGAUACAAGGAAAUUUUGAGCAUUUAUGUCAUAAUGAUGUCACUGUUUGGUGUGUCGGUGCUUGUGAAUGGGCACUUUAAUUUGGACGGCAUCAACCUUUUCCUAUUACAGGUACUUAAUGUGUA